GCACCAGCAGUGCGGGUUAGUGCCUUCUACGCGGUGCGAGAAUAUCGAGCGUUCGUUCUUCCUGUUCUCUAUCGUUACAAGUUCUUUUGCAAUAUUACGAUUUAAUCGUUAGAAACAGUGUUUUUGUUAAAACAAUAAAUCAACAGAGUGUCCAUAAAAAUAUAUUUGGGUGAAAGAUAAUUCUGUUUUUUUUUUGUGAUUUUAAAAAAUAAAAUAAAUUAAACUGGUUAUGCCGGUGGAAUUGGAAUCGAUGACGCCCAUCGCUCACAAAACUAUCUCUCAUGGAGAGAAGAUGAAUAAAUUGUGCCGUCAACUCUCGAUCGAGAGCCCGAGCGUGACCGGCCGGGAUUGUGUCUUCAGCUUCGAUGUACCUGUGCCGGAUGUGCCGGCACACGGUGCCCGCAUCCGGGUAAUGUGCGCCGGUGCUUGUUAUCAUCCCCGACGAUCACCGAGUCUCACUAGCUUAACUUCGAUUUCGACUGUCUCGAGUGGCAGUAGUUUGCCCGCCGACGUGUCCAUGGAAAGCGAUUAUCCGAUGUCCAUGCCGCAUCACGGGGUACGUGACGCCGCUCUGUUCCCCGGCUACGAAGUGGCCGGAGUAAUCGAGUCGUUCGGCACCGAGGUACCCGAGGACAAUGAACUCGCUAUUGGCGACCGCGUUAUUCUCUAUCCUUACGACGGCAUUCCCAACGGCUACGUCGAAUAUCUGGUAGUGCACGAUCUCAAGUACCUGAUCAAGCUUCCGGACAAUAUGUCACUCAGCGUGGGGGCUAUGCUGCCGGCCGGCGCUCUUCUCGCUAUGAAUACCGUCUUCGCUGCACACGAGCACGUACAGGCAUUAUUGAAGGAAAGAGGUGAAAACAGCGUAUGCAAGAUUCUGGUAGUUGGCACAGGUGGUCUUGCCUUGUGGGCCCUCAGAAUCGCAUCGUAUCACUUCAGUAAUAUGAGAGACAGAGUCACUACUACAAUAGCUACUCUUAAGGAUGAAGGCCUUCUCAUAGCUCAGGAAUUCCAACGUCGGCAUGUCGGUUACAGGGUGAACGUGGUACAGUGGAACGAGGAUCUUUACGAGAAGCAGCUGAUUGAACGCACAAUGGAUGCCUGCGGUGGCCAGGUGGAUGUGGUAAUUGAUUUCGGCACGACUUCACGCAACCUCCAUCGCAGCAUGCAGUGCCUAAGUAAAAGCGGCGUGGUAUUUGUGAUUAAGGAGGUCGCCGAUCGUCUGUUACCUAAAUUCAGUCGACGAGCGGAAGAGCGGCAACAAUCCAUCAAAGCGGUAGAACCGGGCACGCUGGAACAACUGCGGGAACUGGUGCAAUUAGUCGCCUCUGGCGACAUCGAACCGCCCCCGCAUACAGUGUAUCCCGCCGAGGAAGCUAUGGACGUCGUCCAAAAGCUUUGCCACUCAGAGAUCCAGGGUCGUGCGAUUCUUCGCUUCUACCCCGCGGACUAGAGAAUUUUCCAUUGAGAGAUUUCUCCGCAAUCGCGGAUCAAGCGACAGAUUCGAUGAUGACGACGACCGAAAAAGUCAGGCCCGGCCCGGUUGUUGAGAAUUAUAUGGUUACUACGCGUGUGCGUGUCGAAGUUUGGAUAUGAAACUGAGGAGGACUAACGAAUGCAACAGUAGUUGUUGCUUCAUACGGAGAACCGGAGAUAAAACGUUGAUAGGCGAACGUUCCAUAGGACGAUAGUUUGCGAAUCCAGAGAUUUGAAGAAUACAGGGAUGAUCUUCGUAGAGUGGAGCGAAACAUUAACUCGAAAAGAUUUAACCCACCGAAGAUUUCACAGAACCCUCAAAAUUUGAUGAUACUUUACCACGAAUGAUAAGAAAGUUGAUGAAAGAUCGACAUCUCGGUUUAUGACUCAUCAAAUAUUAACUGCUAACUUGACAAAUUCUUGUAAUAACAACAAUACAAAAUAUUACGCUAAUUCAGUUUGAUUUCGUUGAGUAUUUCCGUUAUAUUCGUCGAUUGGUCGUUCUUUUUUAUGUUGAAAAACGUGCUAUCUUCAAAAGAGAAUUUUUAUCAUAAAAAAAAACAAAAUCUUACAAAUAAUUCUUUUUCCUGGAAGUUUACUAAUGAAACGAAGCAGUAAUCAUAGUUUGUGACUUUUUAUCAUUUUACGUUUCUUUUUUAGACAACGAGCAAUUAGCUUUCGCAAAUGGGUAGAAACAAUCGUUAGUCAAACCGACAUAAGAGCUUAGAUAGAAUGAAAAAAAAUGACGUAAAGAUCUCAGGACGACAAGAAAGAGGCGUUAUCGUAAAUGAGGUGACACUCUCUAUUUUCUUUAAUGGGUAUCUAAUAUUUUUUCAUUUCUUAACACAAGAUAAAGUCCAGGUUAACAUUAUGAUUUAUGGAUACUUGUGCCGAAAGCACUAAUGAAGUUAAGCAAUUAAUGUACGAGUAUUCUGUUUUCGUAUCGAAGGAUUCUUGAAUACGAAUGGAAACACUGAACAGAGGACAAAGCAAUACAAUUGCGCGUUUCUUCGAUACGCGUAAAGCUUUGGCGCUAUCAUAUCAAAAUGCGCAUGAUAAUAAGAUAAUUUUGACUUCCAAUGUGUGUUGAUAUUUUUACUAAGAAUUAACUCAUACCAGCAACUGUAAAAUAGUUAUAUUAACUGUACUGUCUUUAAUAUUUUUAUUGUAGCUAAUACAUGGAUACUUAAAGUUAUUGACGUCUAAAAAUGGAUAAAAAGAUUAAAAGGAUUGAAAUGAUUUCGAAUAAUCGUAUCAACUACCUACAAUAAUAUGCUAUUCUAAUUACAUUAGAGUUAAUAAUGGCUAUUUAAAGUUGUUGGUAUCUGUAGAAAUGUCGAUAGUACGAAAAGGAUUAAAGCUAAUAUUUUUGCUGAAAACAUAAAGAUGAAAAAGAAUGUCGAAGAUUUUUCUAUGAAAUGUUUCAUUAAUGUUGCUUGUAUUUGAGCAAAAUGUUCAGAAAAAAAUUUAUAUUAAAAUAUUUGGAAUGUAAUUUUAAACAACCUUUGUUUAAUUACCUCAAAUGUGUAAGAUAUUGUUGAAUGUUUAUGAACAUGAUGAGAAUACAGACCGGUUUGUUAGAAAUUCGAUGAACCGAAGAUUUUGAAGGAUCUGGACAGUGAUUCACGCUAAUUACGAUAAGAAUCAGUGGCUUCGUUGAGCACACAUUUAUUAUAAGCGGUAUUUUUUACGGUGUUAAUGCUAUUAUACAUACACGCGUUUGCUGUGCUAUUUAUUUUAAUUAUCGAGAAACUUUACUCGCGAUAAUAAUGACAAAUUGACAUCUCUUAUACUUGUCGGAAAUAUAAAAAAUCUUUAUUGUAUGUAAUUGUCAUAAAUGUUCCUCGAUAAUUAAAAGACACCGAUAAAGAUACCGCUGAUGCAGUACAAAAGGUAAAUACCACUGCAGAACCCAAAACAAGUCCGAUAUUUCCGAUAUUUACGAGCACACUUCAAUGCAUACUGCAAUGAAAGAUCAAAUGUAUAUUAAAUGUCAAUUCAGGAAUAAUCGAUCGGAUACGUCUGUAAAAGCGCCUAGAAUAAGUUUCUUGUCAAGAUAAGUAUGUCGAGUUGUAGUAAAUAUAUCUGUCCUACCAUAAAGUCGUCUCUAUAGCGAGAUAAUCCUAAAAUGAUGUAAACUUGAUGAACAAUUGUAAAGCUGUCCAAUAAAGAUUUGCUUCUUUGCAAGGUAGAUGAAAAAACAA
Molecule: messenger RNA, 3680 nt
Organism: Solenopsis invicta (red fire ant)
Lineage: Eukaryota; Metazoa; Arthropoda; Insecta; Hymenoptera; Formicidae
Gene: Drat
Exons: 4
Coding region: 230-1453 (407 amino acids)
Biological process (GO): alcohol metabolic process
Molecular function (GO): alcohol dehydrogenase (NADP+) activity
Source: RefSeq, a predicted model, not a curated record